AUGUCUCUUCACGAAAAGAUCGCCAAUGAGAUCGCCAAUGAGGCCGCCCACCAUCGAUCGACCUUGGAUCUUGAUGCCUUCAUGAAAGAUAGCAUGCGUGGCCUAGCUUCAAUACGAUCGCACAACAAGGAUGCUCAAGCAAAGACACGCGAGAAGAAAGUGACAUGCUCGAACCCGACUUGCGAUCGCGAAGAGAGCCCAUCUGGAGCUCUUCGGGCGUGUUCGCAGUGCCAUGCAGCACGUUAUUGCUCCUCUGAAUGUCAGAAGGCCGACUGGAAAGCACACAAGAAGUCGUGCCUAUCCUUCGAGCGUCUGCCGAUCUGUCGCGACUUCGAUCCUACCCUAAUACACCCUGGUUGCAAGUUCUCUACGUCACCGAUCUUCGCAAAGGGCCACAAAGAUGGUGUAGGGUAUUGGGUGGCGCCUGGAGGGAUGAUCAAUUGCCAGUUGGCUAAGUCACCGGGCUUGGAAGAUCUUAUGGGGGAAAGCCGCACCAAUGGCGAGCCUGCUUCUAGGUUCGACCCCGACUUUACGCGCAAGAUACAGGAGUUCAUGCCAGGACCGCGCUACUUUCUCGGUGUACGUGUACUCGUACAGAACAGGAUGAAGGAGCCGAUAUGUGUCUUCGGAGACGAAAUCACUGCGGCCAUCAACCACACGCAGAUCCAAGAGUUCUACGAUGGUGCUUGGGACGAGGGCGAAUGUGAAAUAGACAUCGAGAGGGUUGUCGAUUCGCAAACAGUAUCAGGUACUCCAACUCCCGGGCAACGACCGUGUCACUACAAACUGGCGUACUUCAAUGGCAAACGAGUUGAUCAGAAGAAGAAACAUGACGCUCUACGCAACGAGAAGAGAUGUAUAGUCUUUCUGAAACCCACCGAGCACGCAUGCUUCCACCUCCAGUACCGCCUCGGCAGCAUCGACCGCACGCUCGACUUUGAAGCAUGGGAUCUGAUCAACAACAUCUCCGUCUUCUUCACCACGGCUCUUGCCGUAAUGCUGUCUAAUAAUGUACAGAUGAGAAACAUAUGCGCACCGAUAGAUCGUAACGAAAUUGACCGGUGGUACGCGGACUACAAAGCCGGAGGCGAGCUGGCCCACAUCGCGAGCCACCACGGCGAUAAACGCGCGAAGAUGCAACGCGCGCUACGCGCGGCGCAGGCAGACGAUCCCGUCUUGCGGUAUAUGGACAGGACACUGCGGGAGCGGUUUGCCAGUAGCCAGCCGAUGGCAGAGCAGAUCGCCGAGCUCAGGGACUCUCUGGAUAGCUCUGGCUUGCCGCCUGAUGUUGUGGAACGUAUUAAGGCGUCUGUGCGUCCGCGCGCCAGAGCUGGUGAUUGA
This is a messenger RNA of Peniophora sp. CBMAI 1063, 1341 nucleotides long. The record is from the annotation of a GenBank genome assembly. NCBI's taxonomy places the organism in Eukaryota, Fungi, Basidiomycota, Agaricomycetes, Russulales, Peniophoraceae.